AAACAACAUCAACAACAAAGGAGUGAGGGAAAGAAAAAACAAUGGAUAACGGCAAACAAACACACACGCACAAACGCCACUGCCACUGCCAACGCCCCCCCCCCCCGUCGCAGUAACACCGGCUCCAGUGGAAGCCAAUUCUCGCAGGGGACGCGUUUGCCAACGACGCCUCUGGUGGCGCCGUCCACGUUCCUUCAUGCUUUCCCCCUCCCAAUCUCCCUCAUCGUGCCGCGUCGCCUUCGGUGCCCAACAGCCGCGCCAAGCCUUUUGGCCCUCGCUCCCUCCCUUCCCCACGCACUACUGUACGAGAGUGAUGGUCUUGAUUUGCGCGCCACGGAUAAAGCGAAUGGGCGCCACCAGCGACGACGACGACGACGCAGGCCCCUGCACGGCUUUGCCGCCUGCGCCCACGACGCCCCAGUCCCGCAGCAUCACAUUGCAAUGGUCGUCCACCGCCAAUAG
Molecule: messenger RNA, 462 nt
Organism: Trypanosoma conorhini
Lineage: Eukaryota; Euglenozoa; Kinetoplastea; Trypanosomatida; Trypanosomatidae
Exons: 1
Source: RefSeq, a predicted model, not a curated record